Cladocopium goreaui is the source of this 1230-nucleotide messenger RNA. NCBI's taxonomy places the organism in Eukaryota, Dinophyceae, Suessiales, Symbiodiniaceae. The record is from the annotation of a GenBank genome assembly.
GUUAGAGUCAGAGCGUGUCAGACUGCUUGGCCAUGGAAGUGCCUAGUUUCGCGGAUUGUUUCUGGAAAUCACUCUGUCUUAUCAUUGCAUCAGCCCUGGCACACGCGGCAAUUUUCGUGUGUGAUCAAGGAAGAAAACAAAUUGUUGAGUUAGAGCAUGUCAGAACAGGCAGCAUGAGCGUGGAAGAUUUGCUGAGGCAGUUGCCAGAGUCCAUUAGCAAAACUGUACACCAGACGACCACUCCACAUGGUACGAUCUUCCAGAGCCUGAUGCUCAUUGCUGCACUGCUUAUGUUGGUCAGCGAAUUUCCCAAAUUUGAUUUCGUCCAGCCCAACUACGACUUGCUGUUGAUAGCGUAUGAAAUCAGCCGGUACCUAUUUCCCGUUGUCGGAAUCGUUAUGCUUGUCUUUAUUCCAAUGUCGCAUGACUAUAUCGUUAUGAUUGACCGCUUUAAACGACCUGGAUACAAGCUGACGCAAGAAGACCGAGCUGUCUUUUACGCAAACAAACUACAGGAGGACUUGCAUCAAGCUGCCGGGGUUCUAGUUUUUGCUGUUACACCAGCACUUGAAGGUUAUGCUGUUGGCCGAGCCUUUGUUGAAUUCUUUGGGAAUGGAAUGGGUGAAGACUUUGUGAAAUGGAAGGAUCAAGACUCAGCAUCUCUGAUGUGGUUGAUCUUGCUCGUUGCCCGUACUGUGAUGCUACUUGGUGUGCACACGUGUUUGUGGAACAUGGUCUACGAAUGGUACUGCGAGCCAACUGCACGGUUUGCAAGAAAUCCGUACUACAUCUACGACGCGGAAAAAGCUUUGAUUCGAUUUUUGCUGAACUACGUCCUGCUUGUUGGCCUGUCAAUGUGGUUCUUCAAUACCAUUCACUUUAAGAUAUUGACAACGGUUUCACAGCGGGCGCUCCUUUCAACUGCGUUUUGUGUCGCAGUACUGACAUUGUGUUACACCCUCCGGGUUCUCGAGUACUUGAUGUUCAAAGAGAGGUACUUGAACGAGGGCACGAUGGAACGAGUUUUUAUGAAGAUCGUGACGAAGACAGAAAAGAGAAUGGACCGAUACUCUGAGGAGUUGGAGGAGCUUUUUGACAAGUGGUCAAAAUGUGCAUAUGUGGAGUGGGAGAACGAGACCGACACUUCAGAAGGUGAAUGCUGCUGAUGCUGCUAAUGUCCACCAAUUUACUCAAUUUAAACUGAAGGAAGCAGGUGUGUGUGUGACAAAA